This is a messenger RNA of Colletotrichum chrysophilum, 1194 nucleotides long. RefSeq lists its product as uncharacterized. Gene Ontology annotation, cellular component: membrane. The record is from RefSeq and is a predicted model, not a curated record. The transcript has 5 exons. Bases 1 to 1194 code for a protein of 397 amino acids. NCBI's taxonomy places the organism in Eukaryota, Fungi, Ascomycota, Sordariomycetes, Glomerellales, Glomerellaceae. Gene Ontology annotation, biological process: carbohydrate transport; transmembrane transport. Gene Ontology annotation, molecular function: carbohydrate:proton symporter activity.
AUGUCCAGCAUUCCGGGCCGCCUCGGGCGGUACAACGUCGCCAACAGGCUUUACAAGGCCUCGUUACUGAACACUGUGUGUUUGGUCGCCGGUGUUUCAAUCUUCUUUUUUGGCUAUGACCAAGGACUGAUGGGAGGAGUCAACACCGCGCGGGAUUAUGCCGAGCUCAUGGGUUUCGGCCAUUGGGACGAAGACGAACAAAUUGUCGUGGUAGACAAGCCGUUGCUGCAAGGUGGAAUUUCAGCUGCUCAGAAUGCGAACUGGAUGUUUUGUGCUCGAGUCCUCAACGGCAUCGGCACCGGCAUGCUAAACGCUAUCACGCCUGUCUGGGCAACUGAAAUCGCCUCCCAUACUUCACGAGGCAUGUUCGUGGCUAUGGAAUUUACGCUGAACAUUUUCGGUUUCUUCAGCGGCACAUCAAAGUACAAGGACCCUACGUCUUCUUUCAUCUGGAGAUUCCCGAUUGCGUUUCAGAUUGUCCCUUUGAUUGCUCUAUUUCUCAUGAUAUGGUUCAUGCCCGAGUCGCCACGAUGGCUCGUGAAAGUGGGGCGUGAGGAAGAGGCCCGUUUUAUUCUUGGGAGACUCCGUGGUAAUGAAGGUGAAGACGGUGAGCUCGCCGAGGCCGAACUUCAGGAUAUCAUCAACAUCAAAGCUUUGGAACAUGAUACUGCCAAGCAGCAGAGCUAUAUUGCGAUGUUCUUUGGCUGGGGCUCCGGAAAGUUGCACACGGCUCGUCGCGUGCAGCUUGUGGUUUGGCUGCAAAUUCUUCAGGAGUGGGUUGGCAUUGCCGGCAUCACAAUCUAUGGGCCUACGAUCUUUACCAUUGCCGGUAUAAGCUCUGAACAGCGCCUUUGGGUUAGCGGUGUCAACAACAUUACUUAUAUGGUACUCCUUCUUCCAACGAUCUUCGAGAAACUUAACGAGAAAACCCUCUACCUCUUCGGCGCCGUUAAUGUCCUCUGCAUCGUUAUCGUUUGGGCACUAUAUCCAGAGUCCAACCAGCGCACUUUGGAGGAGAUGGAUCUCGUUUUUGCCAGCGAUAGCAUCUGGAACUGGGACGCAGAGAAGAAAUUUGCUGAGCUCAAGGCUGAGAAUCCGGCCUUGGUUCGUGCAGCAAAGAAAGGUCACCCGAUCGAUCACGCGGAGGCGGGUGUUGUGUCAUCCUCUCCAGAGACGCCCGACAAAGUCAUUUGA